AGCAAACCGGAAAAGUGGAUACACACACACACACAAACGUGCACACAUGAGCCUACUUAUUGCAUUUUCUCAUUGACACACAACAACACUAAUGCACACAAACAUAAUCACAUCACCUUAUUCCACUAAGGCCAGGAUUCAAUCCGAUCCGUGUAAGAUCCACGGUAUAGUGCGCUUGACAUUUAAUGGUAAUUUCCGAUUGAACCGACAUCUCCAGCAUUUACCAUGAACUUCGAGGAAAAUGCCCUUUUAAAGCGCUGUGAAUGGAAUAUUGGACUGAAACAUGUGGAAAGAUUAAAGGGCUCCCCGUUUUGACCUGAAGUAAAGCCUGUGAGAAUGAAAGUGUGUACACACGUUUGUCUGUGUGUGGUGCGGCUGAUUUUAAGAAUAGCCUACUUUUUAAAAUUGAAUGUAACAACUAGCCCAAUUUCUUUCCAUAAUUAGAUGUCAAGGAGAUUUCACACACAGAGAGAGAGAGAGAGCACUCAGACUGUAUAUGCGUGUGGAGGAAGGAACACAAACGCCUCCAGGUGCUUGCCAAGAAGGUGACGUCAGUUGGGCCCGCAAGUAGUCAGAAUUACAAUAUUACUGUGUGUGCGCGCGCAAGCGGUCGCAGAGAGGAGGAAAAGCGUGUUUACACAGACGGCCGAGAGCCUGGGGAAUAAUGCGCGAGAGGAAGUGAGCCGGCUCUAUGUCUGCGCGCUCCGACUUCCUGCUCUGAAGAAGGAGAAAAAAACCUCCGGAUCCCCUUACAUUCUCGAGCGCCGCAGCCCAGACUGCAUCAGCAUGGAAAACCAGCGCAUUAUACGGAAUUCUCUUUAAAAACAUAUACGGGAGGAAAGUAGACGUCUAACACCAGGUCAUGGAGAGUGCCAUCACAUUGUGGCAGUUCCUGCUGCAGCUGUUAUUGGACCAGAGCCACAAGCACCUGAUCUGCUGGACGUCUAACGACGGGGAGUUUAAACUGCUCAAGUCAGAAGAGGUGGCCAAGCUGUGGGGCCUGAGGAAGAACAAGACCAACAUGAACUAUGACAAGCUGAGCCGCGCCCUGCGUUACUACUAUGACAAGUCCCCAGGUCCAGAACAGAGGCUGGGAAACGCACAGUAUUAAAUAGAGCCAUGACUAGAUGGAACUCUCUGCCACCACAGAACAUCAUCAAGAAGGUGAUUGGCCAGAAGUUUGUGUACAAAUUUGUGUCCUUCCCGGAGAUCCUGAAGAUGGACCCCGCGGCGGUGGAGAUGGGGGUGCGGGUGUGUGAUGAGGCUGGUGGAGCCCUGUCAGAGGGGGAGGGGGAUGAGGAGGGGGUGAGGGGUGGCCCCCCAGGGAGGAACGAGUACCUCCACUCAGGCCUCUACUCCUCCUUUACCGUCAGCUCCCUCCAGCAUCCCCAAGACCUCCUCCGUCCCCCUGAUUUACUCCGACCAAUCAAGGUGGAGCCUCGACAUGAUCACCAUGACGACAGUGGCACGGUGAUUCGCUUUGUUCAGAACCGCAGCCAUAAGGGCGGGGCACUGCCGGUGGUGUCUCUGCCGUCAUCCCCGCUCCCUUCCUCCAAUGAGGGCUACUAUUCAUCCAAACCUUCCACAAGGCUAGCCCACUCCUCGUCCUGCUCCUCCUCCCCAUCACACAGCCCCACACACACACUCUGGAGGGCACGGAGCCCCGCCCCUGAGACUGACGAAUCAGAGCAGAGCGCUCAACCCCUUAACCUAUCAUCUGGUCACAGAGAUCGUGGCCAGGCCACACCCACGCCAGAGAAGAGGGGCUUAGCCAAUAGCGUCCCGCCAAAAACCAGGAAGCCUAAAGGCCUGGAGAUAUCCGCACCCUCCCUGCUCCUGACAGCCAAUGACAUCGGCUCUAUCGCCCUCAACAGUCCUGCACUGCCCUCAGGGUCCCUAACACCAGCCUUCUUCACUGCACAGACUCCCUCAGGUCUCAUCCUCACCCCCAGUCCCCUGCUGUCCAGUAUCCAUUUCUGGAGCAGCCUGAGUCCCGUAGGACCCCUGAGCCCCGCUCGCCUGCAGGGCCAUGGACCCCUGUUCCAGUUCCCCACCCUCCUGAAUGGGCCCAUCCCAGUCCCCCUGUCCAGCCUGGACACCUCCUCUCCCCUACUGCUCUCCCACAGCCCACACAAGUCCUGAUCAUCCUGGAGGACAGUACCAUACCCUACUGGACUGGACCAAAACAGGCUUAAAUCAGGCUUGACCAGAAAAAAUAUGCCCAGUCCACGCAAUUUCAAAUCCUGGACCCCGACGCAGCAGGACUCGAGGCCAAAUCAGGUUAAGCCAGUAAAUAUCAGGACACUGCUGCAAACCUACUGGAUCAGCCUUUAACUGCGUCAAUAUCAUUGACUUGAAGAUACAUUUUCUUUAGCUUAGUUGAAAAUAUUUUUUUGUUGGCUUUCUUCUGUUUAGUUUGGAUCUCAUCCAUCUUGAAAACAUUUUCUAUCCCAUAUUUAUCCACUUCUCAAUGCCAGAAUGCUGUCCCAUGCAUUGGACCUUGUCAGCCCUUUAUCAAAUGCCUGGCGUAUGGUUAGAAAUGUUUGUAUCAUUGGUUGAUAUGUUCAUCUGAGGCUGUGGACCUGGUUGUAUUGUUCUGGCUCAGUGUUUUUCUAUGGUAUUGUAUUACACUUUAUAUGCAUUAUUACCUUGUACCGGCUGUGCCUUCUCAAAUGUAAGAGUGUUAUGUCAAUGUUUUAUUUUCAAGCUUUAAAACUCUUUUUUUGACGAAAUUCCAGUUCAAUAUUGAACAAAAGCUUAUUUGUAACAGCUUUUGGUUAUUUUGUUUUUAUAAAGGAAUUGAUACAAAUGUAUUAUCAAUUAUUUGCUUUUUUGUUGUCGUUGCUGUCAGAGUCCAGUAAAAAUGUCUUACAUACGGUUUUAAAUAAAACAUGAAGCAUUGACUGCUAUUCAAGAAAACCACAAUAAAGACGAGGACAAGUGUACUUAUCAAACAGAUUUAUUUUACUGUGAUGGUUAUGCGAAAUAAAUAAUUACAGGACAA
Molecule: messenger RNA, 3004 nt
Organism: Oncorhynchus kisutch (coho salmon)
Lineage: Eukaryota; Metazoa; Chordata; Actinopteri; Salmoniformes; Salmonidae
Gene: elk3
Product: ETS transcription factor ELK3
Exons: 6
Coding region: 1120-2142 (340 amino acids)
Biological process (GO): regulation of transcription by RNA polymerase II; cell differentiation
Cellular component (GO): nucleus
Molecular function (GO): DNA-binding transcription factor activity, RNA polymerase II-specific; sequence-specific DNA binding
Source: RefSeq, a predicted model, not a curated record